This is a messenger RNA of Mytilus trossulus (common blue mussel), 507 nucleotides long. RefSeq lists its product as uncharacterized. Gene Ontology annotation, cellular component: lysosome; extracellular region. The coding region runs from base 2 to 337 and encodes 111 amino acids. NCBI's taxonomy places the organism in Eukaryota, Metazoa, Mollusca, Bivalvia, Mytilida, Mytilidae. The transcript is spliced from 3 exons. Gene Ontology annotation, molecular function: calcium ion binding. The record is from RefSeq and is a predicted model, not a curated record. Gene Ontology annotation, biological process: cell-matrix adhesion.
AAUGAAGUUGUAUUAUGACUACGAUAAUUUGAUGAUGAAAAUGGAACGACAAGAUGGUACAACUAUCGUGCAGGAUUUUAAUCACAAAAAGCAGUAUAUACUGUCUGGAAAAUCGUGUAGUAAAAAUGACUUACCAAAUGGAUCAAAUAUGCAGCCACCAUGCAUACAAAGCAAUGCUACAUACAGAGGAAGGAACACUAUCGGUGAUGACGUAUCUUAUGACGUGGAUACAUGGUUUAUUGAGAGCUCCUCAUGGGGAAACCUCACAGUAUCUGUAAUGGCACAUGAUUGUACCCUGGUAGUGCAAGGAAUCAGUAAAAAUGCAAACAAUGGUUAACUUUCUCUCAAUUUAGUUUAUCGUUAACUGGUUUAAUAAUUUCAACAUUUUAAUAGCGAACUUCCCCGUUUUCAGCCAUUAUAUACCCUUUGGUCCAUUGUUUAGUGUUUAAAUAUCUUAAUUGAAACGUAACGCUAGUGCAUGUUCAUGAUAUACGGACUUCGUGAGAA